Messenger RNA from Magnolia sinica, 2194 nucleotides. RefSeq names its product SNF1-related protein kinase regulatory subunit gamma-1. Bases 49 to 1389 code for a protein of 446 amino acids. The transcript has 6 exons. The record is from RefSeq and is a predicted model, not a curated record. Lineage: Eukaryota; Viridiplantae; Streptophyta; Magnoliopsida; Magnoliales; Magnoliaceae.
AGCUGUCGGAGCUCGUAAAAGACAGAGAGUGAGGGAAGAAAUCAAGAAAUGGAGAGAAGCUCGAGCGGACUAUCGAGCCCAGAAGCGGAAUUAGGGCACAGAGUAGAAGAUAUAUGGGAGAGCUUACAAGAGCCUCUUCUCAGUCCUUCUGAGAAGCUCAACUCCUGCUUCCAGAACAUUCCCGUCUCUUCCUUCCCUCCUGCCCCUUCCUCCCAAGUAAUUGAGAUAAAUUCGGAUUCCAGUCUGGCCGAAGCUGUCCAGAUAUUAUCCAGUCACAAAAUUCUGAGUGCACCUGUGCGUAAUGUUGACGCACCUGAAGAUGCAAGUUGGAUUGACAGAUACAUCGGCAUUGUAGAGUUUGCAGGAAUUGCCGUAUGGAUUCUGCAUCAGUCUGAAGUUGCAGCUCUUGGGAUGAUGGCUGGAUCUGCAGGCAUGGGAUUAGCUGUAGGAGGAUUAGUGGGUACAGUAGGUGCCGCUGCAUUGGGGACACCAGCAUCUGCAAUAACUGGCACUGCUCUUCCUGCAGCAGCUGGUGCUGGUGCGAGUGCUGCUGUUGGACCUGGACAUUCAGGCCCGGAAGCAGCUGCUUCAAUGGGUGGAAACUUUUUCGAAGCCUUGACCUCUUCUGACUUCUACAAGAAUACAAAGGUUCUAGACAUCUCUGGGUCGUUUCGCUGGGCCCCAUUUCUUGCCCUUCAGAAAUCUGACUCCUUCCUGACCAUGCUAUUGCUCCUGUCCAAGUACAGAAUGAAGAGCCUUCCUGUGGUUGACCUGGGUGAAGUGAAGAUUGAUAACAUCAUCACACAGUCUGCUGUUGUUCACAUGCUGGCAGAAUGUGUUGGGCUUCCGUGGUUUGAGAACUGGGGCACAAAGAGUCUGUCCGAACUAGGCCUUCCAAUCAUGAAACCAAGCCAAUUAGUGAAGGUGAAUGCAGAAGAACCUGUUUUGCAGGCCUUUAAACUGAUGAGAGAAAAGGGUGUUGGUGGACUCCCAGUUGUUGAAGAUGAUGGAAGGAAGGCUAUUGGAAAUAUAAGCAUUAGAGAUGUCCAGUUCCUUCUAACCACUCCUGACAUACAUAAAGAUUACAGAUCCAUCACAGCUAAGACCUUCUUGACUGCCAUUCGUAGCUAUCUGGAGGGACAUGAUGACACUUCUUCACCAAUGCUCCUUGGCACAAUUACAUGCCAGAAACAUGAAACUAUCAAAGAUGUGAUCCUGAGGCUCGACUCUAAAAAGAUACAUCGAGUUUAUGUCGUCGAUGAGGAAGGGAAUCUUGAGGGUGUGAUUACCCUCCGAGACAUAAUCUCCAAGCUAGUACAUGAGCCUCCUGGCUACUUUGGAGAUUUCUUUGAUGGCGUUGUUCCUCUGCCACCAAACAGCCGAGUCUGAGAGAUAACAAGUUUGAUGUAGGAUCGGCCGCUUCUUGAUCGGGUAGCAUAGUUGGAUUGGCUGUGAGAUAUGCAAGAAGGUGAUGUUGUUGUGGUCUAAAAGAUUUGGAUGUCAACUUUUGUAAACUCUCUCUCUCUCUCUCUCUCUCUCUCUCUCUCUCUCUCUCCUGUUUUGCUUUUGUAGAACUGCAGCUUUUUCUCUAGAGAUGUCUGCUUUACAUAAUGAGGUGUUGGGUUUUGUGGCGAUGGCGGUGGAGGCGUAAGUACGGUGUGGUUGCUAUGUUGGUUUUGGCAGUGGUGCCAGUCGGCAAGAGAUUCAGUGGCGGUGGGAUGGACAGUGGAGAUGUAAGCUUGGUGUGGGUGCUAUGGUGGAUUUGGCAGUGGUGCCACAGUCAGCAGGGGAUUCAGCGAUGGAGGUGGUGGAAUGGGCGGCGAAGGCGACAUAGGUGGUGAGUUUGGGGCAAGUGGAGGUCUUGGCCAUUGGUCAUUUUGGUCAUUUCACAUCCACAAAUGCGCCAUGAUGGCAGUCAUGGCAUGGAUAACGAGCAUUGACAGGAAAUAGUAGUGAAGGAAUAUGAAAAUAACAAAACUGAGGGGAAUAUCUGCAAAUCUCAGAAAUAGAGGAGGCUAUGUGAAAAAAAAAACUUGGAUUUAGAUGGACCUGUACAAUUUACUGAAUAUGUCAUCCUUUUGUUGCAUAUAAUGAUCAAUCUGACCGUUCAAUUUAUUUGUGACAGCAUUGGUGGGCCAGUGCCUGAUUUUCACAAUAGGGUGGCACUAACCCAUCUAAUCACUUUGUUUUUACU